Messenger RNA from Aspergillus tubingensis, 1389 nucleotides. Its product is annotated as amidohydrolase family protein. Gene Ontology annotation, molecular function: hydrolase activity, acting on carbon-nitrogen (but not peptide) bonds. NCBI's taxonomy places the organism in Eukaryota, Fungi, Ascomycota, Eurotiomycetes, Eurotiales, Aspergillaceae. The transcript is spliced from 4 exons. The record is from RefSeq and is a predicted model, not a curated record. The coding region runs from base 1 to 1389 and encodes 462 amino acids.
AUGUCUACAACAACCACUAUCGAGGAGCCAUUGUCAAUGUCCCAGGAGCUCCAUUCGAAGACAUAUAGGGGACCUCCUCGCAAUAUAGCUUAUAUCGACCAAUUGAACUUCGAUCCUUCAUUACAGCCGGUGCACCAGGAAAUUCAGGGCACUCCUCUUAAUUCGAGUAUUCUUAUCUUAGACAUUCGAAUCCUCGAAGCAACUGGCCGACCUCCCUACCACGGGGACAUUUUGAUCAAUGGAACGCGAUUCGUGCACGUCGGAGAGGUCCCCAAUAAAGCGGAGUUGCUUGCUAGUGGCACCGUUCGAGUCUUUAACGGCAACGGACGGAUGCUCAUUCCCGGUUUAGGCGAUGCACAUACACACUUCACCUGGAACGGGGGGAACCUUGAGCACCUGGCCGAACUAGGCAUUGAAGAACAUACACUGCUGACAGCCCGGAGUGCGAAAUGCUUUCUUGACUCUGGGUAUACCAUGUGCUUUGGUGCAGCAUCUGCGAAAAAGAACCUCGACAUAGUCAUCCGUGAUGCCAUCAACGCUGGCAUUAUCCCGGGUCCUCGGUUUCUGGCGAACGGGCGUGAGAUUGCACGAACAGGAGGUGAGCUGGUAACCGGGAUUACAGCAUAUGCCGAUGGACCGGAUGAAAUGAAACAGGUAGUCCGUGAGCAUAUUGACCUGGGGGUGGAUCAAGUUAAACUCUCCAUGUCUGGAGAAUCGAUCACCGAGACAAGGGAUGCAGAGGUCUGUUAUUUUACCCCAGAAGAAACACGGGCCUCCGUGGAGGAGGCCCACCGGUGGGGAAAGAGGGUCUGCUCCCACGCCCGGGCUCGGGAAUCUAUUAUUCAGAGCAUCGAGUGGGGAGUCGAUGUCAUUUAUCACGCUUCCUUUAUUGAUGAACGAGGGAUGAACUUGCUCGAGAAACACAAAUCUCGCCAUGUUAUAGCACCGGCCAUCAACUGGCUUGUUGCUACGCUUCACGAUGCAGGUAUGUAUGGCUACACUACUGAGAAAGCUGAAAAGGUCGGCUAUCAGAAGGAGAUGGAGACUGCCAUUCGAGCCUUGCGAGAAAUGCAUCGCCGUGGCAUCGUCGUCCUCCCCGGGGGCGACUACGGGUUUGCAUGGACGCCUCACGGCACGUAUGCGCGGGAUCUCGCUCACUUUGUCAAUCUGUUGGGGUUCACUCCGCAUGAAGCUCUUAUUGCAGCGACCUAUGGCAUGGCCAAAUUAUUCAUGCGCGCGCAUGAGAUGGGACAAAUCCGCGAGGGCAACUAUGCAGACUGCGUGUUGGUGAAUGGGGACCCACUGGAGGAUAUUACACUCCUACAGGACCACAGCAAGCUGGAUGUUAUCAUUAUCAAUGGGCGAGUACAUAAAGCGAGUCACAUGUAG